Exophiala spinifera is the source of this 1299-nucleotide messenger RNA. RefSeq lists its product as uncharacterized. Lineage: Eukaryota; Fungi; Ascomycota; Eurotiomycetes; Chaetothyriales; Herpotrichiellaceae. The record is from RefSeq and is a predicted model, not a curated record. Bases 1 to 1299 code for a protein of 432 amino acids. The transcript is spliced from 3 exons. Gene Ontology annotation, biological process: biosynthetic process; L-aspartate catabolic process. Gene Ontology annotation, molecular function: pyridoxal phosphate binding; L-aspartate:2-oxoglutarate transaminase activity. Gene Ontology annotation, cellular component: mitochondrion.
AUGCUCUCCACCCUCAGACCGGCCGCUCGCAUGGCGCUGCGACGACAACAGACGACUGUCACUGCGACAACCCAGGCAGUUCGCGCCGUCAACGCAUCGACAUGGGCCAACGUCAAAGAAGGACCUCCUGAUGCCAUCCUCGGUAUCACGGAGGCUUUCAAGAAGGACUCGUUUCCCGAGAAGAUCAACCUUGGUGUCGGUGCCUACCGCGACGACAAGGGUAAGCCCUACGUCCUUCCAUCCGUCCGCGCAGCCGAACAAAAAAUCGUCUCAGCGGCUCUCGACAAGGAAUAUGCUGGCAUCACCGGCGUCCCAUCUUUCACCAAGGCGGCAGCGCUGCUCGCGUAUGGCGCCGACUCGCAGCCCAUCAAGGAGGACCGCAUCGCCAUCACACAGUCCAUCUCCGGCACGGGGGCCCUCCGGAUAGGCGGUGCGUUCCUGCAACGAUUCUAUCCGGGCGCGAAGACAAUCUACAUCCCGACGCCAUCGUGGGCGAACCACAAGGCCGUCUUCACCGACGCGGGCCUCGAGGUCAAGAACUACACCUACUACAACAAGGACACGAUAGGCCUGGACUUUGACGGCAUGGUCAAGGACCUCAAGGCGGCGCCCGAGGGGAGCUUGGUCCUUCUGCACGCCUGCGCCCACAACCCGACCGGCAUUGACCCGACCCCAGAGCAGUGGCGUCAGAUCAGCGCGGUCGUCAAGGAAAAGUCACACUACCCCUUCUUCGACAUGGCGUACCAGGGGUUCGCGAGCGGCGACACCGACAAGGACGCCUACCCGAUCCGUCUGUUCGUCGAGGAAGGCCAUGGCUUCGUCCUGGCGCAGUCCUUCGCCAAGAACAUGGGCCUGUACGGCGAACGUGUCGGCGCUUUCAGCGUCGUCUGCGACUCGGCCGAGGAGAAGAAGCGUGUCGACUCCCAGAUCAAGAUCCUCGUGCGGCCCUUGUACUCGAACCCACCUGUUCACGGCGCCAGAAUUGCCAGCGAGAUCCUGAACGACCCCAAGCUCAACGAGCAGUGGCUCGGUGAGGUCAAGGGCAUGGCUGACCGCAUCAUCGAGAUGAGAGCUUUGCUCAAGGAGAACCUUGAAGCUUUGGGAAGCAAGCAUAACUGGGACCACAUCACAAACCAGAUCGGCAUGUUCGCCUACACCGGCCUGAAGCCUGAACAAAUGGAAGCUUUGGCCAAGGAACACUCUGUCUACGCUACCAAGGACGGCCGUAUCUCCGUGGCGGGUAUCACGUCGGGCAAUGUCAAGAGACUCGCCGAGUCCAUUUUCAAGGUGACUGGUUAG